AUUAAAACCGCUUAAAAGGAAGUAUAUGAACCAAAAUCUAAAGUGUUAAUGUCAUUUUACACAAAGAAAAAAAAAAAAACUACUAUAAACAUAUAAAAUAAAUAAAUAAAAAGCUAAACAAUUUACAACUUCCAUUGUAAUUGUUCAGGAGUAUCCUGAGAAGUGAAGAAGUGGAGAGGCAGAGUACCCUCUUUGAAAAGGACAGGUUAGUUUCACUUACAAAACACAAAAAAAAAAGAAAAAAAAAAAGAAGGUACGUUUCACCGUGAAUCCUAUAAAAAUAUACUUAAAACAAGAGGAAGAGAAAAGGCAACGAGAGAACGGAGGAGGAGAAGAAAGAAGCAGAGAAACAACAAAAUAGCAACAACAGCCAGCAGUAACACAAGAAAACCAAAAGUGGGUCAUAACUACACACGUCGUCUUCAGGCAAAAUCCAUGUGCCCACAUGGCUGUUUGUGAGCUUUGAAAGAAACAAAUAGCCAAAACCAAAAGAAAAAGACCCAAACUUUUUUUUUCAUAUAUAUAUAUAUAUAUGUAUUAUACUUUAGAUCAUCAUUAAGUUCUAGUUUCUAGUUUAGAUUUUGGAUAGAAACCCAUUAUCAGAAAUAGCUCACAGAAAAAAAAUGUGAAGAAAAACUAAGAAAAAAAGCUUUCUAAGAUUGGUCUUUUUCUUUUACUGUUUGUUCGUAUUUGAGGAGUGACGUUGUGAAUUUUAGUUGGGGUUGAGAAGAUGAAGGAGAAAAGUGAGGGUGGUGGAGGAGGGUAUGUAAGAGCAGAUCAGAUAGAUCUGAAGAGCUUGGAUGAGCAACUCCAAAGGCAUCUUAGUAGAGCGUGGACGAUGGAGAAGAACAAGAACAGAAAAGAGGAAGGAGAGGAAGUCGGCGGCGGAGGAGGAGGUGGAGAACAGCUAAGGCCAAGCAACAGUGCGAGAAGACAAGAGUGGGAGAUUGAUCCUUCUAAGCUUAUCAUUAAAAGUGUCAUAGCUCGUGGCACUUUUGGUACUGUUCACCGUGGUAUUUAUGAUGGCCAAGAUGUUGCCGUUAAACUUCUUGAGUGGGGAGAAGAGGGCCACAGAUCCCAGGCUGAACUAGCUUCACUUAGAGCAGCCUUUACACAGGAAGUUGCUGUGUGGCAUAAGCUCGAUCAUCCUAAUGUAACAAAGUUUAUAGGGGCGACAAUGGGCUCAUCAGAGCUGAACAUACAGACAGAAAAUGGUCAUAUUGGCAUGCCAAGUAAUGUUUGUUGUGUUGUUGUUGAAUAUUGUCCUGGGGGUGCUUUGAAAUCGUACCUGAUAAAGAAUCGAAGAAGGAAGCUGGCCUUUAAAGUAGUUGUUCAACUGGCACUAGAUCUUGCACGAGGGUUGAGCUAUCUUCACUCCAAGAAGAUUGUCCAUAGAGAUGUCAAAACAGAAAACAUGCUUCUGGACAAGACACGUACUGUGAAAAUAGCUGAUUUUGGGGUUGCUCGCCUUGAGGCUUCAAAUCCUAAUGACAUGACUGGAGAGACUGGAACACUUGGUUACAUGGCACCAGAGGUCCUCAACGGCAAUCCCUACAAUAGAAAGUGUGACGUGUAUAGUUUUGGUAUCUGCUUGUGGGAGAUAUACUGCUGUGACAUGCCAUAUCCUGAUCUCAGCUUCUCAGAAGUGACAUCUGCCGUCGUGCGCCAGAAUCUCAGGCCAGAGAUACCUCGUUGCUGUCCAAGUUCUCUUGCAAAUGUAAUGAAGCGAUGUUGGGAUGCCAACCCUGACAAACGGCCGGAGAUGGAUGAAGUGGUGUCCAUGUUGGAGGCUAUCGACACAUCUAGGGGAGGAGGCAUGAUCCCACAUGAUCAGCCUCAGGGUUGUUUGUGUUUUCGAAGAUAUCGCGGACCUUGAGAUUGUUACCCUUUGAAUUAAAGAUGCUUUCUGGGUUAGAGUCCAGUUUAUUCAUAUUUAAUUGAAUCGGAAAGAUGGCAAUGUAAGAGCUUAUAGUACGAAUUGUGGAGUUUAUUGACUAGGAAAUGCUCCACAAUAUCAGCUAUUUGGAAUAUGCAUUUUGUAAAGCUUUUCUUUCUCUCCCUUUAGUUUCCUUCAUUUACCGUAUAUCUGAUCCACUGGCCAGUUAUAUAACAGAUCGGCCACAACCUUUCAUAGAAGCUUCAAUAUCCCAUUAAGAUGAUGGAUCCUUGGUUAUC
This is a messenger RNA of Durio zibethinus, 2175 nucleotides long. RefSeq names its product serine/threonine-protein kinase 54-like. NCBI's taxonomy places the organism in Eukaryota, Viridiplantae, Streptophyta, Magnoliopsida, Malvales, Malvaceae. The record is from RefSeq and is a predicted model, not a curated record. Gene Ontology annotation, biological process: protein phosphorylation. Gene Ontology annotation, molecular function: protein serine/threonine kinase activity; ATP binding. Gene Ontology annotation, cellular component: plasma membrane.